CAUGAUGCACAGCGUCGCGACGCCUAAACUCGGCACAAGUCUACCUGUAGUGGCAGUGCUUCCCACAUACCGUUAUGCCUAUUGGUGAUAGUUUACAGUCACUUCUUCAUUCAAGAAACUACGGUCUGUGGCCGAUUUUCGACAGUCUUGCUCUACAGCUUAUAACACCGCGACCGGAGUCUGAAAAAGAUCAAAACUGUUGAAUCUACUCGAAAGAGCCGACUUCCAGAARAGGAGGUGACGCAGAGUUGAGACAGUGGCGGCACAGAAGGGUGAGAACACGGGGUGGAUAGCGGAAUGCACGCUAAUGUGCAUACAGACCGAAACGAAUGGCGACUGCCCCCGGAUGAGACUUUGCAGGUCGCUGAUCCAAAGGCCAAAAAGGCCGAGGUAGGUGACGAAGAGGAGCUAGCAUUACAUGAAGAUGAGGGACACAAUUGGUGGUCGAUUAUUUUUUCGUUACUGGUUAUUGGACUCGUUAUCUCCGGAAUUGUAGCUGCUAUUUUUCUUGUGGGGUAUGUUGAUGAACUUCUCUACUGGCAUGGGACGAGAAUGCAAUUUGAUGAGUUCUUGCAGGGUGAGCUGACUCCCAAACGAUUACCUUCUUCCUGGAUUUCGCACUCUCAUUUCGUCUACCAAACGGACGACGGAAGUCUGGCCAUACUCGACACUAGUCAUAAUUUUACUGUUUCGAUUCUAGUUACUAACCACACUUUGAGACAACUUCUCGUCAAAGGAUACCAGUGCUCAAAGGACCUUAAAUAUGUGCUCUUCCAACACGACGUAAAAUCAGUAUUCAGACAAUCCUUCACGGCGACAUACACCAUUUAUGACGUCAAUAAAGAUCAUCAAAUUCCACUUCGUCUCGAACUGUCGUCGAAGGCUGAGCCCGAAACGUUCCAAUACGUUAGCUGGUUGGGCGACACAACUUCGCUCUUAAUGGUGUAUAAUAACGACAUAUAUUUCCGGCAGUCUCCCAUGGACGAAACCGAGAUCAGACUGACGUUUUCGGGACGUCCCGAGGUGAUCUAUAAUGGAAUUCCAGAUUGGCUCUACCAAGAGGACGUGCUCAAGAGCCCGCAAGCAAUGUGGAGCUCGCACGAUGGCACUCACCUGUUGUAUGCAACGUUCAACGACAGCGAAGUAGGAAUAUUAAAUUUCCCGUGGUUUCGAACGGAAGCUGGCUUAGGGGCCGCCAACGCCGCGUCGUCCUUCCCAUCCUCGAAAAGCGUUCGAUUUCCGAGGCCCGGGGCGGACAACCCCACAGUGCAAUUGUGGGUCAUGGAUAUAUCGAACCUCACCGACAUCCAGAGCCAUUUAGUAAAACCCCCGCAAGCGCUCGUCGGCCAGGAUUACUAUUUGACAUCGGCCGGCUGGAUUGGACAGAAAAACACGCAAGUGUCGGUGGUGUGGAUGAACCGCGCACAAAACCUCAGCAUCAUUUCAGCCUGUCUAGCGCCUAACUGGACAUGUGUAGAGAUUCACGCUGAACGCGCAGCUGAGAGAGCUUGGCUCGACAUUCAGGAGCAUCCGAUAUUUUCAUCGGAUGGAGACAGUUUCCUGAUGCUUGCUGCUGUCCAGGAGGGGAGUAGGGAAGCUUACACGCAUAUUAAGCACGUGACUGUCACUCAACAGCACAUCGCUGUCCUCAGCCACGGUCGACACGAGGUUGAUCGAAUCUUAAGUUGGGAUAAUGUUAGCCAUCUCAUCUAUUACUUGGCGACUGAGGAGAGAAAGGCAGGUCAAAGGCAUCUAUACGUAGUACGUGACCCGUCUACAGACGACCCCCGACGGCUUGAAUCCCACUGCAUAACUUGCGAGAUCGGGGACGUCCUCUGGAGCAGCCGUUAUCUUUACGGCAACUGUACGCACUUCAACGCUUUGAUAAGCCCUCGUUCGGAAUCAUCGAAUUCGUCAUUUUACGUCCUUCAGUGCGAAGGACCCGGUCUUCCAUUAGCAGGCAUGCAUAAUGCGACUUCGCACAAGUUAUUAAAGAUUCUUUACGAUACGAGGCUACAGAAAAUGGGAAUGCUCGAAAGGUUAGCGUUGCCCAAGCAAAAGUCUUUUGAGGUGCCUUUGCCCCAUGGUAGUAGGGCUCAAGUUCAACUACUUCUACCUCCCAGUUGGAGGGAGGAAUUGCGAGAUGCUGCCUACCCUGUCCUUGUUGAAGUUAACGGCAGACCGGGCAGCAAAGCAGUGACAGAAAAAUUUCGGAUUGAUUGGGGUACCUAUAUGUCGAGCCACUGCGACGUGGUUUACAUCCGUUUGGACGUGCGAGGAGCCAGUGGCCAAUACGACCGUGCCCUUUUCCGGCAUUUGGGGGGUGUCGAAGUGCAAGACCAAGUCGCAGUGCUGGAACUUCUCCUCAACACAUAUAAAUACUUGGACAAAACUCGCGUCGGAAUUUGGGGUUGGGGGUACGGCGGGUAUGUCACAUCCAUGGUGCUGGGGCUGGGCAACCAGCAAAAAGUGUACAAAUGUGGGGCGGCGGUGAGUCCCAUCUCUGAUUGGGCGUAUUACAAUUCAGCAUUUACGGAAAAAAUCCUCGGAGAUCCCAACGAGAACAAGAAGGGGUACGUGCAGGCAGACGCCACGCAGCGUGCGCAGAACAUCCCCCGAAACUCCUUUUACCUUUUACACGGUAUGGCCGAUCUUACGGCACCUUACAUUCACGGGAUUUCUCUGGCACGUGCCCUGACGGAAGCCGGGGUACUGUUCCGAUAUCAGAAUUACGCCAACGAGGGUCAUGAACUCGAAAACGUUUUGGAACACGUGUAUAGCUCGAUGCAAAGCUUCUUCGAAGAGUGCCUUAGACUAGAUGUAGGCGAGCCCGAUAAGGAUAAAGAUACCUGAAGAUUGGUUUCCCACUUAAUUCACCACCACGUGACGGCCUUCGAAACGCAGACAUUCCACGUGUUAUCAGUUACGAAAAGAAGAAAACAGCAGAAACGGACUAACGGAACUAGUCAAUUCAAUCAAUAAUCAAGCUGUUUAUAUCAUAGCAAAACUUAGUGAGUUGUUCAGUGUAGAACGACAAGACGAAUUAGUGAUUCUUUUUUUCAAAUUUUCUUGUUGAACAGUUGGACUAAUAUCAGAUUUUAUAUAUUAGAUCCAAGUUGUGACCUCUCCUCUUCUUACACAGAUUUCCACAGUUUUUACGGUGAAAAGUAAUUAAUGUCAUUAGAUUUCAACUUAAAAGACGAAAUAUCACAUAUUCAUUUUUUUUUUGAAUAAAGAUUCAUAAAGUGUUAACAAAGUAUUGUAAGAAAAUAAUUUUAAAUACCGUUAGUAUUGAAAAUCUUCCAUAGAAGUAGAUUUAUUGUAAAUAGCUUGAAUUGAUUAGAAUAAGACUGAUUUUAUAAAUUGUCAAAAAUGCUUGAAGCUUUCGAUUGCUUAAUACAAAAUGUUUCAAACGCUGUUUUAAUCUUCACGGAUUUUAAAUAAAAUUACAGAAAUUUAAUCUGUAGCGUCCUAAAAGCCUGUAAUAUAAAUAAUAAUAAAAAACCAUUAUUUUAAACCACACACAAUUUGGAGCUAAAAAUACACUGGUUAAAACCGCACCUUUGAAUUUUGGAUAUCAACAAAUCCAUAGCAAAAAGAAUAAAAUAUUCACCAAGACAAUCUCGAAAACAAAAAUCAGUAAACUUUUUAUUGAUGACAUUAAAUACUUUCCACUUAACUUUUAUACUGUCGGUUCACCUUUUCUAUGUAUCUAUUAUCCUUCUCGUUUCUUAAUUUUCCUUCUUUUAGUGAAAUAAUAGUACAGAUGAUGUCAAUUAUUGAAAAACAAUGUUUUAAAAUUUUCGUAAAGCUGAAUUAUGACGAUAAAUCAAAAUAAAACGACUUAAUUAUUAAACUGGAGCUUCGAUAUUUAAAAGUAAUCAAUAAAAUGGUUGUGAAAUAUAAAACUUUCCAUUUAAACAAGAAUAUAUUAUAUAGUGUAAAUUUUGCUUAGAUUCAUUAGUGGAAGCUGUGCUUCUGUCACAGCGAAGACAAUCUUUACAAGCUGAUAUUUUGUUGAUAAGUUUGAAUUGGUUUUACCAUGUGUCCACUAACGCUGUCAAUUUUUUCUGAAUCAUCGAUCAAAACAUUCUAAAUUUGGUGGUCUAAUUUAAAAACUUUCGUUGAAUGCGAAAAUUUUUGGCCUAUUUCUCAGAGGAUUUGUGUUUUGUAACAAUGGUUAUCUCGGUGUAUUAUUUUUAUAGCAAUACUAAUUUGUUGCAAAUGUUGCCUAAUAAUUGUUGUACACAUCAGUGUUUGUAAAUUAAAAAUAAUGUGCAGAACACCAAUUAAAUUAUUGAUUUUUAUUAGACAGCAAUGUUAGAUAAUGGAAUGUUAAAUGUUUCUUUUUUGUAUUAUAUUAAAAACAAAAUGAUGCAAACAAUGUUUACAAUAAAUCGUUAUUAAGU
Tribolium madens (black flour beetle) is the source of this 4409-nucleotide messenger RNA. RefSeq names its product inactive dipeptidyl peptidase 10. The record is from RefSeq and is a predicted model, not a curated record. The transcript is spliced from 16 exons. Gene Ontology annotation, biological process: proteolysis. The coding region runs from base 298 to 2853 and encodes 851 amino acids. Gene Ontology annotation, molecular function: dipeptidyl-peptidase activity; serine-type peptidase activity. Lineage: Eukaryota; Metazoa; Arthropoda; Insecta; Coleoptera; Tenebrionidae.